Melopsittacus undulatus (budgerigar) is the source of this 1165-nucleotide messenger RNA. Its product is annotated as retinol dehydrogenase 16-like. Gene Ontology annotation, cellular component: intracellular membrane-bounded organelle. Gene Ontology annotation, molecular function: all-trans-retinol dehydrogenase (NAD+) activity. NCBI's taxonomy places the organism in Eukaryota, Metazoa, Chordata, Aves, Psittaciformes, Psittaculidae. The transcript is spliced from 4 exons. The coding region runs from base 106 to 1062 and encodes 318 amino acids. Gene Ontology annotation, biological process: retinol metabolic process; steroid metabolic process. The record is from RefSeq and is a predicted model, not a curated record.
CCGCAGGGUUGGGGCGGAACGGGGCGGAACGGGGCGGAGAACCGGCGCUUUAAGCACCCGGUGUGACCGGUGCGGGCCCAGCGGGGUCGGUGCUGCCGGUGCGGGAUGUGGGUGUACGCGCUGGCCGCGCUGGCCGCGCUGCUCCUGCUGCGCCGCUGGUACCGGGAGCGUCAGACGGUCCCGGGGCUGCCCGAGCGGUUCGUGCUCAUCACGGGCUGUGAUAGCGGCUUCGGGCAGCGCCUGGCGCUGCGCUUGGAUGCGCUGGGGCUGCCGGUGCUCGCUGCGUGCCAGAGCCCCGACGGGGCCGAGCGGCUGCGGGCGGCUGCAUCCCAGCGCCUGCAGACACUGAUCCUGGACGUCACCUCCAGCCCCAGCAUCGCUGCGGCCGCCGCGUGGGUCAAGGAGCGAGUGGGUGACCGAGGGCUCUGGGGGCUGGUGAACAACGCGGGUGUCGCCGUCCCCGCCGCCCCCAACGAGUGGCUGAGCAAGGAUGACUUCCUCAAGGUGAUCAAUGUCAACCUGAUCGGCCUCAUCGAGGUGACGCUGAGUGUCCUGCCCCUGGUGCGGAGGGCGCAGGGACGUGUGGUCAAUGUGUCCAGUGUCAUGGGCCGUGUGUCCUUCUUCGGUGGGGGAUACUGCAUCUCCAAGUUCGGGGUCGAGGCCUUCUCCGACAGCCUCCGGCUGGACAUGCGCAGCUUCGGGGUGAAGGUGAGUGUGAUAGAGCCUGGAUACUUCCAGACAAACAUCACCAACGCCGAGAACAUCCAGAAGCAUUUUAUGGCCAUCUGGGAGAAGCUCCCGGAGGACAUCAAAGCGGAUUAUGGGGAGGGUUACUUGAAGCACUUCCUGGAAUCCUUCAGGAACAUGAAGAACCUGUGCAGCCCUAACCUGUCUCUGGUGACGGACUGCAUGGAGCACGCGCUGACCAGCCGCUACCCACGCACCCGCUAUGCUGCAGGCUGGGAUGCCAAACUGCUCUACAUCCCCCUCAGCUAUGCACCAUCCGCCCUCACCGACUGGGUGUUUGCCAAGCACCAGCCCCCGCCUGCCCGCAGAGCCUGAGGCAGGGAUGUGGUCAAGGCAAGGAGGGAUCCGGCAGCACCAGCUCGGGCCUGGGCUCCGGGUUCAAUGGGAACCAGAUGAAUAAAGGAGAUUCCUGCUCUUG